Molecule: messenger RNA, 1866 nt
Organism: Elaeis guineensis (African oil palm)
Lineage: Eukaryota; Viridiplantae; Streptophyta; Magnoliopsida; Arecales; Arecaceae
Product: cytochrome P450 81Q32
Molecular function (GO): iron ion binding; monooxygenase activity; heme binding
Source: RefSeq, a predicted model, not a curated record
CAAUCACAACAAUCACAUUUCUUUGUUUUCAUACGAGAAAAAUCGUUUAUAAUUCUAGUCCCGCUUAACCUUUGUUCAUCUCCAUGGGAACCCUGUCCUACAUCUCCCUCACCCUUGUUCUCCUCCUCUUCAUCAAAUUUUUGUUGUUCUCCAAGAAUCGGAAAACCCUCCCUCCAAGCCCUCCAUCGCUUCCCUUCAUAGGUCAUCUCUAUCUAUUCAAGAAUCCCCUCCAUCGCGCCCUCGCUCGCGUUGCCGACCGUUAUGGCUCCAUCCUCUUCCUUCAUUUUGGCUCCCGCCCAGUCCUCGUCGUCUCCUCUCUUUCUGUCGCCCAUGAGUGCUUCACAAUCAACGACAUUACUUUCGCCAACCGCACCCACCUCCCUUCAUCAAAAUACAUCAACAAUAGUAACACUAAUCUUGGUUCUUCUGACUACGGACCCUAUUGGCGCAACCUCCGCCGCAUCGCCACCAUUGACGUCCUCUCCAACCACCGCCUUCUCUCCUCCUCCGAUGUUCGGACUGCGGAGGUACGACUCCUGGCCCGCCAACUCUUCCAAAAGUGCAAGGCCGGAGCGGAGGGAUUUGAGAAGGUGGAGUUGAAGUCAAAGCUUUUCGAGUUGGCGCUGAACGUGAUAAUGAUGAUGAUUGCUGGGAAGAGGUACUACAUCGAUGAGGUGGAGGUUGUGGAGGAGGCGAGGCAGUUUAGGGAGACAGUGGAGGAAACCUUCAUGGUGGGUGGUGCGACGAAUCUACGGGAUUUCUUGCCGGUGUUAAGGUGGUUCGAUUACCAAAUGAAGAAGAAGUUGGUGAGGUUGGAGAAGGGGAGGAGUGAGUUCAUGCAGAGACUGAUAGAUGCCGAAAGAAAGGAGAGCAAGGAGGAAGGAGGAGAGAGGAACAAAAAAACAAAUAUGAUUGCUCAUCUGUUGUCGUUGCAAAAGACGGAUCCUGAGAACUACACUGACGAGACAAUAAAAGGGCUUAUCACGAGUUUAUUACUAGCAGGAACAGAUACUUCAUCUAGUACUAUUGAAUGGGCAAUGUCACUCCUACUCAACAAUCCAGAGAAAUUGCAGAAGGCUCAGACAGAGAUUGAUGAGCGUGUCGGAAAUGAGCGCCUGCUAAAAGAAUCGGAUCUUUCUGAUCUUCCAUACCUCCAGUGUAUCAUCAGGGAAACACUUCGGAUUUGCUCCCCUGCCCCACUCCUGGUGCCUCACGAAUCAACAAAUGACUGUGUCGUUGGGGGCUUCGAUGUUCCACGUGGGACAAUGCUAUUGGUUAAUGCAUACUACAUUCAUAGGGACCCUAAGAUAUGGGAGGAACCUACAAAGUUCAAGCCUGAGAGAUUUGAGGAUGGCAAGGAUGAAGGGAAGCUGAUGAUUCCAUUUGGGAUGGGAAGGAGGAGGUGUCCAGGGGAAGGCCUGGCGAUGACAGAGGUUGGGCUGACACUUGGGACCUUGAUCCAAUGCUUUGACUGGAAGAGGAUGGGAGAAGAACCGGUGGACAUGACUGAAGGCUCGGGGCUGACCAUGCCCAAGGCCGUUCCACUGGAAGCAAUGUAUCGUCCACGCCGUGCCAUGGUUCAUGUUCUUUCAGGACUUUGAGUCAUUGGGAUUUGCGUUUUUAUGUGAUUGGAUCUGUAGCCCAGAAGACUGGAUCUUCAAUUUGUAGUCAAGUGAUACGUAUUUCGUCUUGUGUAGUAGAUUUAUUUUAUGAUUGAUACUACCACUCCCUCGAGGCAGUGCCCGCACAGGAGACCUGUCGUGGGGAUUUUUUUUUUUUGAUGUAAUAAAGUUUAUCUAAAACGCUUUUAUGUACAAUCUAAAUCGUUUGCUUCUUUUGUUGGGGCAAAAGACGUAGAAGGCUAAA